AUGGAUGAAAGAGAGGCUUCUUCGCGCAAUGAUGGCCUUGUCGUCAUUCACGUAGCUUUGUUCCGGAUGGCAACGGCCUCCUUGGCCGAGGCCUACAGAAUCCUUGGAUACAAAGUUCACCACGGUUUAGAAGACACGCUGGGGAUGCCCUGGACCCAGUUGGAGCAUGCGGCGGAGGCUACUUGGCCUACAGCUCCAGGGGCACAUCCCCGGCCGCGCCGUACGCGCUGCGAUUGGGACAAUCUUUGGGGGUCUCACUACGACAUCGCAACAGAUAUGGCUUCACCUUUUGCGGAUCAGUUAAUUGAAGCAUAUCCUAACGCCAAGGUAGUCGUUAUCCAGCGUGAGUUCGACGCCUGGUGGGCCAGUUAUAGAUCUGAGCUCUUGGACACCCUCUUUUCUCCAGUGCAACAGGUUGUCGUCUUUCUCUUAUCCCAUGUUAUGGGUAUCCGGGCUGGCGACGCUAUGCGCAAGAUUCACUUUGGAUUCUUCGCAGCACAGAACAGACCAGAAAUCGAAGCCAAUGCACGUCAAGGCUACGACAGGUACUAUAAGAAAGUUCGACAGAUGGUCCCUCCUGAAAAAAGGUUGGAAUACUGCUUAGGCGACGGUUGGGAGCCACUUUGUGCGUUUCUUGGGAAGGAGAUCCCUAAAGUGCCUUUCCCGCGGAAGAAUACCCGAGCGUCUCACAAUAAAGGGGAGAUGGGAAGAAAAUGGACCAUUUUUACCUCAUCGGCAAAGAUCGCCGCACCAUGGGCCCUAAGCGCUAUAGCAGCAGCGGGUAUUGCAUGGUAUGUUCACGGUUCUUGGUAG
Neoarthrinium moseri is the source of this 813-nucleotide messenger RNA. RefSeq lists its product as uncharacterized. Bases 1 to 813 code for a protein of 270 amino acids. The record is from RefSeq and is a predicted model, not a curated record. NCBI's taxonomy places the organism in Eukaryota, Fungi, Ascomycota, Sordariomycetes, Amphisphaeriales, Apiosporaceae. The transcript has 2 exons.